CGACCUGAUCACGUGCGAGUCUAAAGUUCAAGUAGUUGUUUCCCUAGUGAGUUACGUGGCACGUUCUCCAAUCGGAAAACGUAUUUGAGUUGGGAAGUAUAACAAAGUAUUUUAAUACUUUGUCAGUAAGUAGCUGUAAAAAUAAGGUCUCUGGGCUGCCAGGCCUUUGCGUUUCGCGGCCUCGCUUAAGCUAUUGCGAGUCACGUGAUAUGACAUCUCCUGUUUCUUCUUUUACAUAUUUCCCUGCAAUCUUUGAGCUUUGAGGCCUAACGCCAAAUUGUUUGAGAAUCCAUAAAAUUUUAUUUCAGAGAUCAAGAAUAAACCAGCCGGAUUCUAAAAGAUACAGCGUCGUUACCAGGAAUUGUUCCUCCUUUGGUUUCGUGAGGUGCGCGUGGAAUUGUGGGACACGUUUCGUGGUUUCCUUCCUUUCAAGCCAUCUCCCCUGUUUUCCGCUCCUUGUGGACUCGACAGGCCUAGCUGUGGAGAGACUAUUUAUUUUCAUCUACCAGGCGAGUUUGCGAAAUUUUUGUCGUUAUGAAUUGGGUCAUAAGACUAGUCAACGGCAGGAAGAAAAAAAAGUAAAUUGACAUCUCAGUAGAGCUUGAACCGGAAACGUUUGGAGCGGUUCUAUAGCGGAUCUCUUAUUAACAUUACAAAAAUAUAUACUUAUAUACUGACUAAUUUUACAAUUUUGCAUCGAAAACAUUAGACCUCCAGUUUAAUUUCUGGACGUUUCGUGCCAGUUCAAGGCGAAGUACGUGACUGUUUAAGAAAGGAACCGGGUUGGGGGGAGGGGAUAUUACUGUGAAAGUUGCUAUGGAAUUUUCAGUCCACCUCAGACACGAGCAUAUCAAUUUCGAGAAAAUUGGGCGCGCCUGUUACGCUUAAACUUGUAACUGCGACUAAGUAAGUAACAAGCUAAGUUAUCAUUUGUCUGAGUUCGCGAAGUAGAAAUGUCCAGAACUGGAUUGGCAUUUUCUGGCGGUGGCAUCCGGUCAGCGGCCUUCUGCUCUGGAGUCCUGCGCAGAUUGCUACAGCGAGAAGUGAAGGUCGACUGCCUGAGCUGCGUGUCAGGGGGCGGUUACACAGGUACGGCUUACCUGGACUGGAAAUACAGGCAUGGAAAGGAGGACGAUCCGAAAUGGCAUCAAGAGUUCUUCAACUAUAUGCGCGCAAGGGCAGGCUACUAUUGCAACUGGCAGAGGCCAUUUAUUGCCGUAUUUGACUCAUUUCUCAUAAUUGCUCUGCUGAUCCUGGUGUCUUUGAUCACCCCCAUCUUAGUCUGGAUGACAGUGGCAUGUCCAAUGGCAUACCUUAUCGAUUUUCUGGUUGGAGAUCUGUUACGCACUGAGGGAUGCACUGGAAACGAUACAGCAUUUGAGGCCGUGAACGGCCAUGAAUGCCAUGUAGAAGGAGGUGCUUACACAAAAGUUGUGCUGUUUGCAAGCCUAUUGGCCAUUACUGUUUUAAGCUUCAUCUUACAGAAUAUCUUAAAGCAAGGGAAAGGUCUUUUAAGGUUCGUAUCAAUAUCAUCGCUGGCGAUUUUGGCGCUGCUCUUCUUUCCGUGGGCCAUUCACGUAUUGCUGGAAGGGACCCCUCUCUGGGCACAACUGCUGAUUCUUGUACUCUCAGCCAUCAUCUGGUUCAGUAUCCCAGUGUUUCGUCAACAAGCUUCCCUCAUCAUGGUGGUGUACGCUUAUUCGUUUAUCAUCCACAAACGUGUCUAUAAACAUUCCCUCUUCGGCCUGGAGUACUCUGAAUACAACUUUGUAAUGUUCGUGUGGGUAUCUGGUAUAUUGCUCGCGUUUGUGCCUUAUCUGGGAUCAAUACAACAACGGCUGAUGCACGUAUUUAACAGGUGGCGUCUACAGAAGGCGUUCCACACACCUGAGAGCGUGGGCAUGACCGGUUGUUCAGGCAUUGGCUGUCAUGAUCUGAUCAUCGGCUAUCCUCGGUUCAGCUCUCGCUCCCCAAUUGAGCCUUUAACCAUGGCUCAUCUUGAAAACAUACCGCCGUUUUACAUCAGUAACACGACUGUGAAUUCGUGGAGGAGAACUCCCGAGGAUAAAAGACCUUUUGAGCUGCUAACAAUCACCCCACGAGAAAUCCGACGGAUUGACAGCCCAUACGAAGAAGAUGUGUUCUUGGGAAAGCUGGAACCGGAGGAUAUAAGACUGUCCGAAGCCAUGGCGAUGUCUGCGGCUGCACUUACACAACAGAUGGGUAAAUAUAGUUGCUUGGAUGUGUAUACAGACUUGAGGAUUGUUCUGGGGGUCGCAUUUGGAGGGACGAUUUCGUCAGAUCCUCGCGGAAAACGGAGGCAAAACUGCUGCCUACAAGUAAGUGACUUCAAGGUGGCUGGCAGCGGCUAAAGCAC
Molecule: messenger RNA, 2377 nt
Organism: Orbicella faveolata
Lineage: Eukaryota; Metazoa; Cnidaria; Anthozoa; Scleractinia; Merulinidae
Source: RefSeq, a predicted model, not a curated record